Molecule: messenger RNA, 8161 nt
Organism: Varanus komodoensis (Komodo dragon)
Lineage: Eukaryota; Metazoa; Chordata; Lepidosauria; Squamata; Varanidae
Gene: CASZ1
Product: castor zinc finger 1
Exons: 19
Coding region: 132-6062 (1976 amino acids)
Biological process (GO): regulation of neuron differentiation; positive regulation of transcription by RNA polymerase II
Cellular component (GO): nucleus
Molecular function (GO): RNA polymerase II transcription regulatory region sequence-specific DNA binding; DNA-binding transcription factor activity, RNA polymerase II-specific
Source: RefSeq, a predicted model, not a curated record
CCUCCCGCCGCUGAACGCGCCGGUGCCCGAGUGGAUUCCCAGGGUGGACCGUCGGCGCAAUGACAUCAGUAUUUUGAACCAACUUGUUAUUCGGGGAGCAAUCAGUUGCAAUUAGGUAUUAAUUAAGUAUUAUGAAAGUUGAUUAUUUAAGUGAAUUCGGCUUUCGUCUCUCCGACUAUGCUGAAAGAACCGUAUGCACUGACACAACCUCAGGAAACCCCAAGAUGGCUGCCAAGCGCAAAGGUGGCCUGAAGCUGAAUGCGAUCUGCGCUAAGCUCAGCCGCCAGGUGGUCGUUGACCACAAGGGGCCUGAGCAGGGACACGCCGACAAGGCUCCCCUGAGGCAGGACAGCCCCGGUGGCGGCAGCACCUCCACCAAGCAUGUUGCCCGGCUUGUGACGAAGGAUCUGGGCACUGGGUUUUCUGAAGGGGGCGACUGCGUGCAGAAGAUUGAGGAGGACAAGCGGAGGGAGGUGAUUGAAAAGUGGGUCAACGGGGAGUACAGCGAAGACACCCUGCUGGGGCGCAUCGAGAGCAAAGAGCCCAGGGGCUCCACGGGCACCGAGGUGCCUCCCGAGGGGGUCUACAUGGUGCAGCCCAAGGGCUGCAGCGACGAAGAAGAUAACGGAGAUGAAGCCGAGCCACUGCGGGGCUCCCAAGAUGGCAGCUUCCCGGACGAUCGGGACUCGGAUGGGCCUCCUUUGAAAGACGAGAGCUUCCGGAGUCCUGGCAGCGAAGCGGCUCCCAAGCUGAGUGGAGGAGCAACAUCAGGGGAGGCCUCAUCGCUGCGGGACUACGCCGCCACCACCAUGAACGAGUUCUUGGGCAUGUUUGGCUACGAUGACCAGAACAUGCGGGACGAGCUGGCUCGCAAGAUCAGCUUCGACAAGCUGAAUGCCGCUACCUCAGAAGCCGUCCCGGCUGCCGCUGGCAUUGCCGCCUCCCUCGCCGCUGACGACGACAGGAGCAAGAGGGCCCGCUUUUCCAAGUAUGAAGAAUACAUCCGCAAGCUGAAGGCCGGGGAGCAAGUCCCGUGGUCCCUCCACCCGGCCAAGGCCGAGGAGCUGGCCAGCAAGCUCGGCAAGGAGGCCCCCGUGACCCUGGGGCAGCCCGUUCGGGUGCCUGCCCCCGACGCCUCCCUCCUGCCUGAGACGAAGGCCACCAUCUUGCCCCUGCCCUCCCCCAGCAGUUCCCAAAUGCAAGGGCUCAUGUCGCGGGCCUCCAAGUAUGACUUCUUCAUCCAGAAGCUGAAGACGGGCGAGAGCCUUCGGCCACAGAACGGCAACAGCUACAAGAAGGCCUCCAAGUACGACCUGGAGAACGUCAAGUACCUGCACCUCUUCAAGCCGGGGGAGGGCAGCCCGGACAUGGGGGGCGCCAUCGCCUUCAAGACGGGCAAGGUGGGGCGCCCCUCCAAGUACGACGUCCGGAGCAUCCCGCAGAAGCUCACCCCGGUCAAGGCGCCAGUGCCCAACCUGGUCCCCACGCCCCUUCCCAGCACCCCCAGCAGCACCCCAGCCGCUGGCCCCGAGCAGCCUGUCCCCCUCUCCUUCAGCACUCCUGAGUACCUGAAAUCCACCUUCUCCAAGACGGAUUCCAUCACAACUGGAACAGUUUCCACUGUCAAGAAUGGAUUAACCACUGACAAACCAGCUGUCACCGAAGAUGUAAAUAUUUACCAGAAAUAUAUUGCCAGGUUUUCUGGAAGCCAGCACUGUGGACACAUUCACUGCGCGUACCAGUACCGCGAGCAUUACCACUGCCUGGACCCCGAAUGCAACUAUCAGAGAUUCACAAGUAAGCAAGACGUGAUCCGGCACUACAAUAUGCACAAGAAGCGUGACAAUUCCCUCCAGCACGGCUUCAUGCGCUUCAGCCCCCUGGACGACUGCAGCGUUUACUAUCACGGCUGCCACCUGAAUGGGAAAAGCACCCACUACCACUGCAUGCAGGUGGGCUGUAACAAAGUCUAUACCAGCACCUCGGAUGUAAUGACCCACGAAAAUUUCCACAAGAAGAACACGCAGCUCAUCAACGAUGGGUUCCAGCGGUUCCGGGCCACGGAGGACUGUGGCACUGUGGACUGCCAGUUCUAUGGGCAGAAGACGACUCAUUUCCAUUGCAGGCGGCCAGGUUGUACGUUCACCUUCAAGAACAAAUGCGACAUCGAGAAGCACAAGAGCUACCACAUCAAGGACGACGCCUACGCCAAGGACGGCUUCAAGAAGUUCUACAAGUACGAGGAGUGCAAGUACGAGGGCUGCGUCUACAGCAAGGCCACCAACCACUUCCACUGCAUCCGGCCGGGCUGCGGCUUCACCUUCACCUCCACCAGCCAGAUGACCUCCCACAAGCGCAAGCACGAGCGCCGGCACAUCCGCAGCUCCGGCGUGCUGGGCCUGCCCUCCUCCCUGCUGGGCGCCAAGGAGAACGAGCAGGAGGAGUCCAGCAACGACGACCUUGUCGACUUCUCCGCCAUGAGCUCCAAGAACUCCAGCCUGAGUGCCUCUCCCACCAGUCAGCAGUCUUCCGUCUCCUUGAUCGUCCCGGGGACGCCUUCCUCGGCCGCGGAGCUUGCGGCCUCGCAGGCCUCCGGCAAGCCUGCCGGCAGUAUGCCGCCGGCUCCCAAGAUCCCUGGCCUGCUCUCCCAAGCCCUCCCGAGCAAUAUAUCGUUGGCCCUGGCGCUCCCCAACGCGUCCCUCCCAGGAACAGCCGGUCCCUACUUUCCUAUCCUCCCCAGCCGGGGCCCCGGCCCGCUGCCUGCCACCUCGGCUGGCUUGAUUGCCACCGGCGCGUCGAGUGCCAACCCAGCAUCCUCGGCCAGCUCCCCUUCCCAGGCCAUCUCAGGUUCCGUCGAGGCCGCGACCACCUCCUCGCCUACUCCGGCGGCAUCCCUCAUGGAGAGAAUCUCAGCCAGCAAAGGCUUGAUUUCCCCAAUGAUGGCCAGGCUGGCGGCAGCAGCCCUGAAGCCUUCUGUGGCAGUGGAGGCAGGGAAUGGGCAGCCAACAGCUCCCGGGCGCUUUAACCCGGCACAGAUUAAGCCAGAGAUCGCGGAGAGCCCGGGCUCGGUGUCCGCCGUGGCCCAGAAUUCCUUGCAGGAGCACAGCCUGGACCUGAGUGUGAAGGAUCAUGGUAAUGAAUCAAAUGGCCACACAGUCUCGGCAAAUUCAUCUCUUUUAUCCUCGCUUAUGAAUAAGAUGACUCAGAGUAACCCCAGCCUUGGAAACCUUCUUGGUCUGAAGGUCGAAGGUGACGUCAGCCAGCCGGGGGCUGCGGGAGACGCAACACAGUAUAUGGGCAAGACAGUGAAGGCUCUUGUUCAAGAGAAACUUUCUGAGCCCUGGAAGAUGUAUUUGCGCAGGUUUGGUACCAAGGACUUCUGUGACGCCCAGUGUGACUUUCUCCAUAAAGUGCAUUUCCACUGCGUGGUGGAAGAAUGUGGGGCCCUCUUCAGCACCUUGGAUGGCGCCAUCAAGCAUGCCAAUUUCCACUUCCGAACAGAGGGCGGAGCUGUGAAAGGAAACGCUGAACUCUCCUUCCCAACUGCUGCUGAGACCAAGAUCUCCUUAGCCCCUUCAUCUCCGUCCCCUUCUUCCGCCGCUCUGGCCAACGCCUCUGCCCCAGACGUGCCCGUCGCAAGCCCAGCAACCAUGCCUACAGCUCCAACACUCCUCGCCUGGAAACAACUGGCUUCUACCAUGUCACAGAUCCCUGCGUCAGUGCCUAAUUUGGCCACAUCCCCCUUGGCGACGACUUCCCUUGAGAACGCCAAACCUCAGGUCAAACCCGGGUUCCUCCAGUUCCAGGAGAAUGACCCCUGUCUGGCGACAGAUUGCAAGUACGCCAACAAAUUCCACUUCCACUGUCUCUUUGGGAACUGCAAGUAUGUGUGCAAAACCUCUGGGAAAGCGGAGUCCCACUGUCUCGACCACAUCAACCCCAACAACAACCUGGUGAACGUGCGAGACCAGUUUGCUUAUUAUUCCCUGCAGUGUCUCUGCCCAAACCAGCACUGUGAGUUCCGCAUGCGAGGGCAUUACCACUGCCUGCGCCCCGGCUGCUUCUUUGUGACCAACAUCACCACCAAGCUCCCCUGGCACGUGAAGAAGCACGAGAAGGCAGAGCGGCGGGCGGCCAAUGGGUUCAAGUACUUCACCAAGCGGGAAGAGUGUGGCAGACUCGGUUGCAAGUACAACCAAGUCAACAGCCAUUUUCACUGCAUUCGUGAGGGCUGCCAGUUCUCUUUCCUGCUGAAGCAUCAGAUGACGUCCCAUGCCAGGAAACACAUGAGAAGGAUGCUGGGGAAGAACUUCGACCGGGUUCCCACUCAGGUGAUUGGGCAUCCUCCUCGGAAUGAAAACCUCGGCCAGGUCAGCAGCAUGGCGCCCAGCCCAGCCUCGUCAGGGACUCCCGCUUCCUUCCAGGGACCACAAAGCAUGAUGGAUACUGAGACAGACGAGUACGUGGACUACACAGGGUGCAGCCCGGGUGGGAUCUCCUCCGAAUCGUCCAAUAUGGACCGCAGCUGCUCCAGCACACCGGUGGGCAACGAGAGCACUUCAGCGGGCUGCCUGGCUGCUCCUCCUCUUCCUCCUGCUGCUGCUGGCGAUGACGUUACCCACAAUGCACCACAAGCACCACCUCUGCCUCCAUCUUUCUCACCAGCCCUGCUCAGGUCUCCCCUCCCUUCCCUCCCAUACCUCUUCUCUCCCUCUUGUGUCUCAUACUCUCUGCUAAGCGCCACGCUGGGAUCCAGCAAGGGCAUUGUUGUGCCCACCGCCAGCUCAACAGGGUUUUCACCCAUCAUUGCCACUCCGGCUCCAGUCAAAAGUGAUGUCCCUCUAGUUCAAGAUGCGGCAGGGAACACCAUCACCAUGCCAACCGCGGCGGGAGCCAAGAAGCGCUUCUGGAUCAUCGAGGACAUGUCUCCUUUUGGCAAGCGGCGCAAAACUGCAUCCUCGCGCAAGAUGCUGGACGAAGGGAUGAUGCUGGAGGGCUUCCGGCGGUACGACCUCUAUGAGGACUGCAAGGAUGCCGGCUGCCAGUUCUCCCUGAAGGUUACCCACUACCACUGCACCCGGGAGAACUGUGGGUACAAGUUCUGUGGCCGCACCCACAUGUACAAGCAUGCACAGCACCACGACCGCGUCGACAACCUGGUACUGGAUGACUUCAAGCGCUUCAAGUCCUCGCUCAGCUGCAACUUCCCCGACUGCCAGUUCUCGGGCAACAGCACACACUUCCACUGCCUGCGCUGCGGCUUUCGCUGCACCGACAGCACCAAGGUGACGGCCCACCGCAAGCACCACGGCAAGCAGGACGUCAUCAGCGCCGCCGGCUUCUGCCAGUUCAGCUCCAGCGUGGAUUGCGAGGUGCCCGACUGCAAGUACAAGCUCAAGUGCUCCCACUUCCACUGCACCUACCCGGGCUGCAAGCACACGGUGGUGGGCAUGUCGCAGAUGGACUCUCACAAGCGCAAGCACGAGAAGCAGGAGCGCGGAGAGCUGCCGGCCAUCUCCCCGGGCCCCGAGGGCCUCCCCCACGCCACCCUGGAGUACGACGCGCAGAACUCCUCUGUCAACCUGGACAGCUCGCUCAACCUCAGCACGGAUGCCAACAGUGCCCUCUUCUUCCUGAAGAACGCGGCUGGCGUGGGACUCAGCGACUCCUUGGACCUCAGCCAGAAGCCGCUGGAGGCAGCGGGCAGCAUGCCUUCCCCUGCCAGAGAGGCUGGGGCCCCUGCAGAAAGUGAGCGUCUACUCACCAGCUGUGGGCACGUGGAGGAGGAGGAGGACUCUUCCCGUGAUGAGGAUGAUGAGGAGGAGGAAAUGAAUGAGGAGGAUGAGGACGAGGACGACGAGGAUGAGGACGAGGAAGAGGAGGAGGAGGAGGAGGAUGACCUGAACACAGAUUCCGAAGAGUCACUCCCUGACACGGAGGGCAUGCCUGCUAAGGACGUGAGGGAGCGGGGGGAGGCCACAUCUCCCCCAGCAGACCACAGUGAUGCUUCCAGACCUCCUGAUGAGCCAGGCCCAGGCCCUGCCCCGCAAGCCUCUCCUUAACACACAGAAAGCAGCAGGGUUUGAUCUUUAGGAAAGCAAACUGAAUGAGUGAGAGGACCCCGCUGUGGGAGGCAAGAACAAACGCUGCAGUGGCAAGAGGCAAACACACACACACAAACACACACACACAACUCCACCCCAGAAAGUGCACAAGUCAAAAGAGGAAACUGCAAAUCCUUGGACCAUGCAAGAGAGAGCAGCCAUCCAGCCAGCCUCAGGCUGUGAGGAAUGGGGAGGCAGGGGACCCAUCUGUGGGACGCUCAUGUUUACAGGGUGGCAGGCGGUGAUUCGUUUCACUUGGUGCAGAAGGGUCGGGCCAUGGAGAAGGGACCCUUCUCCUCCGGGGCGGAUGUGCCAGCCACAAGGGCACGAGCUCCCCAUGCCUCCCAAGCCUCUGCUUGUGGCGGUGAGAGAGGCGAUUGCUUCAGCUUCUACUUUAGCUUCCCAUUUUCAAUUGUCCUUUGACACUCCUCCCGUUCUCAGGGAGAGGGGGCAGCUAGCAUCCGGUGAUGAAUAUUAGGGAUGUUGAUGAUGCAUACACGUACAUGUGCAUACGUGCACGCAUACUUCUGUAUGUUUGCAUUUGCAGUGGAGGAUUGUUGGUUCCUUCAAGCCACAAACUAAGUCCUUCGCCAUCGGGGGCAGUGCGGGGAGGGGGGGCUGGGGCGGCAGUAUCAUUUGUACUUAUUUCAUUUCUCCAGCAUCGACUGAACAGGAGAAACGGGACUCAGGCAGCUUGGGAUGGUCGGGAAAGGGGUAUUUAUUGUCAGGGUUUUUUUGUUUUGUUUUGAAAGAGAGAGGGAGACGCAUUAAUGAAUUAAACAAGGCUGGGAAUGGGGACACUUCUCUAAUCUUCCAGGUCUGCUUUAUUAUUAAAUAAUAAGAAUUAAUAAUAAUCUCUUUUUAAGGAAGAACAAACUUAUUUAUAUUGUGCUGCUCCUGCCUGAGGGGAGCUACCCCUUUCUGGUGAGGCUUUGACCAGGAGUGGGGGGCACAUGGGGUGGCAGUGAAAAGGUCCUAAGGUUGUGAAAAAAAGGCUUGGAUUUAACCAGCCCAACCCCAGCGCCUCUGCCCUGAGGAAGCCCCACGGUUUGCUGUCCAGGCUGCAGACCCACACGCUGUAUCAGGCACAGGAGGCAUGAGCUCAGCGUGCCCUCUGCCUCGCUGCUAAUAGAAGGAAAAGGGUAAUAGAGGCAGUGCCUCAUCACAGGGCUGGGUCCUGGGGACAGGAUAUGUCACUGCAGUAAGGAAGCAGUUGCAUCUUCCCGGCUCGGCCUCCUGGCUCAAGUGUAGUCUGUGAUGGGUAAGGGCAAAGUUGGGGCUCUUUUACAGGUAGCAGGCUUGGGGGGGGGGCAUCAAAUCUACUUAAGAUCCUUCACUGAAUAUUCGUAGGUGUCUUACCUUAGAAUUGUGGACAGGGAAUGUGAUAGCCUUCUGAAGCUACUAUCCCAGCUUGCAGUUCACAGACCAACCCAGUGUACCGGGUUGCUCCAGUUAAAGCGGUUGCACAGCCUCUAGUUACAGAUGAGGCAUUCCUAGAGAUAAGGGAAAUUUCUUAAAGCCUCCAAGAAGGAAAGGUCACAUUUUACUCUGUAGGCACCCAAAAAUCUUUUGCUGGGUUCAAUUUUGAAUGUUUGAGCACCUAACGAAGCUGGGCCGGUGGGGGGUGGGCGAGGGACAUGGCUCCAGGGGGAGAUUCCAUCUUGGUGCAGAAACACAGACAGACUGAGAGGUUUGUCUUCAUUUUAAAAAAAUUCCCUUCCAAACAAUCACAUGCCAGCAACAUGUCAGCCCAGAACAAGGAUGAGAAUGUGAUCCAGUAACACUUUUAAAAAGCUUUUAAAACAAGAAACCGCAAUGGAGGAAGAAAAAGAGUGACAAAGAAAAAGAUAAGGAAAUGUCCAAGAAAAAAAUAGCUGUACAGUAUUUUUCCCCCUGUAAAAGUUACUGUUAGAGAUAUAGAUAUAUAUAUAUAUUAUAUAUAUAUAUAUAAAAAAACAAAGAGAAAAUAGCCAUACAAAGGUAAUACUCUAUGAGUAUACAGUGAGAAACUCGGCCCUGUGGAAAAGUCCCUUCAAUAAAAUAUUUGGUUAUUAGUG